UGCUACACCCGCACCGGCGCACCCACCCUCGCCUUCCACCACUUGCGCAAGCGGCCAAUUUACACCAACUCCCACCCUGUCGCUCGCGGCCAUUGCUGAUCGCCCGCAUCUGCAUCGCGAGCGUGAAGUGAAGGAAAAAAAGAGGACAUGACGCUGCUGUGUGUGCCGCUCGUGGGGCGGACGGUCGAGGAGAUGAAGAUCGACGCGGCGGCAGCAGCGGCCGCAGGAGGUGACCUCGUGGAGAUCCGGCUGGACUUCAUCGAGGGGUUCAGCCCGCGGGAGGACCUCCCGCGCCUUCUCCGCAGCUGCCCGCUCCCCGCCCUUGUCACCUACCGGCCUAACUGGGAAGGAGGUCGCUAUGAUGGUGAUGAUGCUGCAAGGUUUGAAACACUACGUUUGGCAAUGGAACUAGGCGUAGACUAUGUCGACAUUGAGUUAAAGGUUGCUGACAAAUUUAUCAACUUUCUUUCUGGUAAUAAGCCAGAUAAAUGUAAACUUAUUGUAUCUUCACAUAAUUAUGAGAGUACCCCAUCCUGCGAGGAGCUUGCAAACCUUGUAGCUAGAAUACAAACAGUUGGAGCGGACAUAGUUAAAGUUGCAACCACUGCUACAGACAUUGCUGAUGUGUCAAGGAUGUUCCAGGUGAUGGUGCACUGCCAAGUGCCUAUGAUUGGAUUGGUGAUGAGUGAAAGAGGUUUGAUGUCAAGGGUGUUAUCCCCAAAAUUUGGUGGAUAUCUUACCUUUGGAAUACUUGAUGCUACAAAGACAUCAGCAUCUGGGCAGCCAACGCUUGAAGAAUUAUUGGAUAUUUACAAUAUAAGGUGUAUAGGACCUGAUACAAAGGUUCUUGGUCUUAUAGCCAACCCAGUAAAGCAGAGCAAGAGCCCAAUUUUGCACAAUAAAUGUCUUCAGUCUGUUGGAUUCAAUGCUGUUUAUCUUCCUCUUCUGGCAGAUGAUCUAGCUAGAUUCCUCGACACAUAUUCAGCUCCAGAUUUUUCAGGAUUUAGUUGUUCUCUUCCUUUCAAAGUGGAUGCAGUACAUUGUUGCCAUGAACAUGAUGCUGUUGCUAAGUCAAUAGGAGCCAUAAACACUAUAAUUAGGAAAUCAGAUGGCAAAUUAGUGGGGUACAAUACAGACUACGUUGGAGCAAUUUCUGCUAUUGAGGAUGCCAUUGGAGGUCCAGGGUCAAAGGAUGCUGCUGUGUCACCCUUGGCUGGCAGGCUUAUUGUUGUUGUAGGUGCUGGUGGUGCUGGUAAGGCAAUUGCUUAUGGGGCAAAGAAGAAGGGUGCGAGAGUUGUAGUAGCAAACCGUACCUAUGAAAAGGCAGUUACUCUUGCCAAUGCAGUUGGUGGUCAGGCCCUGAGGUUAGCCGACCUGGAAAAUUUCGGGCCUAAAGAAGGAAUGAUCCUCGCUAAUGCAACAUCAUUGGGGAUGUACCCAAAUGUUGAUGGCACUCCUGUUCCAAAGGAAGCUUUAAGUUUCUAUGAUGUAGUGUUUGAUGCUGUAUAUGCCCCCAAAGAUACCCGUCUUCUACGAGAAGCAGAAGAAUGUGGAGUGAAAGUUGUCAGCGGUGUAGAGAUGUUUAUUAGACAAGCCAUGGGUCAAUUUGAGCAUUUCACUGGUGGUAUAGAAGCUCCGGAAAGCCUCAUGCGGGAGAUAGCAGCAAAGUACACCUAGCAGGUUCGUCUGGCCAUCUUGUGGCAUUUUGUUUCUUCAAUGUUGAAGUCAUUGUGGGUUAACAUGUACACCAUCCGUCCCUAUUUACAUGGAGCACACAUAUUUGAAGAUUCAGCUGUGACUAUAGAGGAGAAUAUGUAUCGUGGUAGUCGAUACUAGGUCUCUACAUAAACCCUUGUGCUACUAGUCUCGCUUUAUAUCUCAUCACCUUACUAUUUUCGUUCCUUUUUUUGAACGAAAACCCAUUUAUCUCCCAGAGGAAAGAAUUUAUGAGUAGGUAUUACUUUAGAGAAUACCUCUCUUUGUAUCAUAUGAUUCUCCCGAAUCAAUAUAGUUUGUGGAAAUUUCAUUAGUUUCUUCA
Molecule: messenger RNA, 2038 nt
Organism: Lolium rigidum
Lineage: Eukaryota; Viridiplantae; Streptophyta; Magnoliopsida; Poales; Poaceae
Product: bifunctional 3-dehydroquinate dehydratase/shikimate dehydrogenase, chloroplastic-like
Exons: 10
Coding region: 148-1677 (509 amino acids)
Biological process (GO): shikimate metabolic process; chorismate biosynthetic process
Molecular function (GO): NADP binding; shikimate 3-dehydrogenase (NADP+) activity; 3-dehydroquinate dehydratase activity
Source: RefSeq, a predicted model, not a curated record